AUUCUCUUUUACAUCAACAAAAGAAUGGCCCCUCCAAUCCCCUUAAUCUCCCUCUCUGACCUCGAGCAACACGCUACUGCGGUCCAACCCCAGAGUCCCUUCGCAACCAGCCCUACACAACGGCUACGGAAAAACAACACACCGCCGCCGCCGCGCGCCCUGACCGAUUGCCCCCUCAAAGAAAUAACGCAGUACAAGUGCAAUGCCGAGAAGCCGAAAGGAGCGAAAAGGCCAGUCGUUAUAUGCGACCCGGUCGUGAGGUUAUUCAGAGUGUGCGCGAAUGGAAUGCAUGUUGAGACUACGGCAUGGGAGGAGUGGAAAGCGGGGCAGCUGCAGCAGUCGGGAGUGAAGGAGGGGAAGACGACGUAGAACUU
This is a messenger RNA of Periconia digitata, 374 nucleotides long. The record is from the annotation of a GenBank genome assembly. Lineage: Eukaryota; Fungi; Ascomycota; Dothideomycetes; Pleosporales; Periconiaceae.